AUUUUGCAGCAGCCGCGGAGCAGGCAGGAGCAGCCGGAGGCCGAGGCGAGUGCACGAGUGCGGGGGAAGGUGCUUGGCAAAGGGUCAAGAUGCCGAUGUUUUGCAUUAACACCAACGUGAGCAAGGAUGCGGUGCCCGAGAGCCUGACCGGCGAGCUCACCCAGCAGCUGGCCAAGGCUACCGGCAAGCCGGCCCAGUACAUAGCAGUGCACAUUGUACCUGAUCAGCUGAUGUCCUUUGGGGGAUCCACAGAUCCCUGUGCUCUCUGCAGCCUUUACAGCAUUGGCAAGAUAGGAGGGCAACAGAACAAGAACUAUACGAAGAUGAUUUGUGACCUGCUCACCAAACAGCUGCAUGUACCUGCAGACAGGGUCUACAUCAACUUCUUCGACAUGAACGCCGCCAACGUGGGCUGGAACAGCUCCACCUUUGCGUAGGGCGACCCCCAGCCCCCCCCACCCCGAGCUGGACGGCUGCUCCUGGAUGUGCCCCUUCCCUGCCUGCCCGCAGCGACCAUGGCACGAAACAUCCUCUCACUGAGUCGUGGUCCCUCGCCACCGCCUCUGCGCGGUGCUUGCACAUUCCUCUGUUUUCUACCUGUAGAAAGUCAAUAAAGGUCUGGAAGGCA
Molecule: messenger RNA, 628 nt
Organism: Alligator mississippiensis (American alligator)
Lineage: Eukaryota; Metazoa; Chordata; Crocodylia; Alligatoridae
Product: macrophage migration inhibitory factor
Exons: 3
Coding region: 90-437 (115 amino acids)
Molecular function (GO): cytokine activity; phenylpyruvate tautomerase activity
Source: RefSeq, a predicted model, not a curated record